AUGACUUCAGGAAACUGCUGCGGAUUCGAAGAUUUUCUCAUCCACGAAUUCUCUGCAAACAUGGUGAGUCAAUUUGUUUGUUUCCUCGAAUUUAUCUGAUUAACUAGUUACUUUCCGGAAAAUCGAUUAUUGAUGUCCAAGAAACCGUGCCGCGGGCGGUAAACUCUGCGCCGUGCUUGCUUUAGACUCCGCCCACUUUAUCACUGGAGAUAUUAGCGUCAUUGUCCUCGUUUUCUUCUCAUUUCUCUUUCUUCUUCGCGGAACUUUUUCCUGUAGACUCAGCGGUUUAUUGAGUACAAAUUAGACCGAAAAAAUAUUUUUUUGUGCUGUAAGACACGGCGAAAAGGUCCCACAUUUUCCCAAAAACAAGGUCGUCGAAGGUCCAUCGAUCGAUAAAUUUUCAGUAUGCCGUAUUUCGACUUUUACAGCGAUUCGCCUGUCGCCUUCCGUUUCAGUUGGCAGUUGCCAUAGAAAUAAUUAGAAGUCUCCGUGUGCAGAAAGCGGCUAGCGCUAUUGUUUUCGCAAGUAAUAUGUAGCAGCUUAUCCGACCUCUACUUCCUCGAGAAACACUGUUCGAACGUCGUUUCUUGAUAAUGUUGUGCCAUUUCUUCCGUUUUGACGCAAUUUCGAACGGUUCGACAGCGAUAUCAUUCCAAUUCCAGGCCGCUAAUGAGAUGGAUGGAGAGAAGAGUGGUUGUCGGAGGGAGCGAUGCCCAGCCGCUUUUUUGAAUCUUUUUUCUCACGGUUUUUAUUAAAAAUCGUGUCCCAAAAUCUCUUUGUGGCAUUUUCAAAUAGUCGGUGCCAGCUCUGCUAUUUAUCGCUCCGCCACCUUUAGACACUUUUUUGUAAUUUUUAAAAAUUUUGGACCCAGCUGGUGGCUGCCGGGCUGACCAGACCAGGUCGUGAGCAGUAGAAGUUCAUAUUUUGGCUCGGCCCGUCGCAAGUCUGAGCAGGACGAAAAAGUAGCCAUUAAUUAAAAUACUCGGCUGCACCUAACUGCAGGUGUCGUUGAAGAGAGCAUUCGCCCCCUUAUUUGAGCCAUUUCAACCUCGUUUCAGAGCGGAUAUAAAACUGAGUUUAUCUUACGAAACUCGAGAAUAAUUCCCUUUUUGUUUCGCUACUCUAUCGCAUUCCGCUUCACGGUCGUGAAGUUUUGAAAUUGGGAAUUAGUCAUCGGUUUCUGUUCGAAUCGCGAACCUUUAGACGCUCAUCCCUCUCCUUUUCACUGUUCUCUUUGUUUUUUCUCCGCCUGUUUUGUCGGGUGAGAGCCAAGUCACAUCGCUUGCCCGCGGUUUCUUCUUUUUGUUUUUGGCGACGAACCGACACGCGAUUAGACUUCUUAUUGCAUGCGAGAGAUAGAUAGAGUCUAUGCGUAUGUGUGUGUUUUCGCGGACCGGCCAUUCGUUUUCCCAUUCUCUUUUUCUCCUUUCUCCUCCCAAUCUAUCAAUAAACAAAUGAAGAAAGGGGGGGGGGGGAGUGUAUAUUUAUGAAUCAUUUUAACAAAACAUAGAAACUCAGAGCUUUCCCCUUCAUCAAUUCGGUUUUCUCUUCGAAUUUCUCUCAUUUUUACUGUUUGCAGAACUCGGAAAGCAAUGAACACUGCCAUGGAGUCGGUCUAUCCGGUCCCGGACCAUCAGCAAUUCAGUUGGAGCCGUGGACUGUUCAGCAACGGGAUGCAAGCAAACGUCCACGAGCCCGUCACAGCAAAGGAUCUCGAGGAGCACUUUAACCAAUUCAGGGAAGAGCUCAUCCCAGGCUUCGAGCAUCUGAACCUCAAGGAACUGGUCAGCCCGAAGAACGUCAAGAACAUCGCCGCUGCCGCGCCGUUCACGAGAGCGCAGCAGUGGAGCGGCCUUUGGGGAAAAGAUGGAGCAUUCUCAGACGGCCCUGUCUUCUACGGGCUCAAGAAGAUCGACGUCAACGCUCUCUUCCGCAUCGACUACGACGUGCACGGGGUCAAGCCAGACGCCGCCAUCCACAAGCAGGACGUGAUGAAGCAUUUCAACAUCCGGCCGUGUGGCCUCGGGAAGACGAUCAUGAUCCAAGGCGUGUGCGGAACCAUCAUCAAGCGCUUGGAGGUGGCGAUGACUAUCAUCAACAGUGCCAUUGGCCGCUGCAUUUCGGUGAAAAAAAGUGACGACGUUCUGAAGAAUCUGGUGAUGCUCCGCAGCACGGUCCAGAAGAAGUUCUUCAAUCCUCAUAGCUUGGUGAUCAUUGUGUACACCAAGGAUGCUCCAACGAUCAGCGUCAUUGAUGUCGGGAGCCUGAACUUUCCCGUUCAAGUACUCCUCACUCCGGAUGAGGUGAACACAACCACCGUGACGGAGGUGGUGGAAGAGCAGGAAGCUGCUCCAGAGGAGAACGCGAAAGAGGUCGCCGCUAACCUGGUCGCUAACGUGACCGGUUGCAACAUGGUAGCCAACACUCCGAGGUAACCUUAAAAUAGUUGUAAAUUUUGUCUAAAAGAGAACAUUUUCAGAAGGGGCAAUAAGGGUGGCGGAAGAGGCAGGCGCGUUUAUGGAAACGGAGAAGGAUGCCGGUAAGCUUAUGAACGUAUUUGGAAAAAAAAACACGUAUUGUUGUUUCCAGGGGCCGCGAAAUUAACAGUGUCUCGACCCCCGUCAGGGAACGCGAGGACGACAGUCCGGCGCGCGGUGAUGCUUUGCUCCGUCACUUUCUUCAUGGGAAGCCUGUCUGUAUCGGAUGUGGAGCUCCAGGCCCGAUCGGUAAAGGUCCGGCUCUGAUCUCGAUUCCGGCUUCGAGAGCUCAGAAACCUUAUCAGUGAGCCGUUGGUAAAUCAAAACGCAUCUAACAAUCUGCCAAUUUCAGCAAUGUGCGUCGUGGUCCGGACUUUCUCGAGCAUCUCGAAGAGGUCAUCGAUGCUCCGGGACAGAGAAAAAUCAACGACGAAACCUACAAAAGCCACGGAAAGAAGCAUGCGGGUCGCAAGUCUGGCCGUCAAAGAACCCGCAAACACUGA
Caenorhabditis sp. 36 PRJEB53466 is the source of this 2980-nucleotide messenger RNA. The record is from the annotation of a GenBank genome assembly. NCBI's taxonomy places the organism in Eukaryota, Metazoa, Nematoda, Chromadorea, Rhabditida, Rhabditidae.